AUGACCUUACACCUCCAACGGCCGUCCUGGCACGCAGGCGAGCUCGCCAUUCACAAGCUGAUCCACGUUCCUACACCAAACAACCCGACAGCCGCGGGACUACCUGCCAGCUACAGCCACCGCGUGCAGCAAUCACCUCUGGUGGCCUUCGGCGCUCUCGACGACGACGGGCGGCCGUGGACGACCAUCUGGGGCGGGGUGCCCGGUUUCGCGAGGCCCAUCGGGCACGACCUGCUCAUGGCCAGGAGCCUUGUGGACGGGAGGCACGACCCCGUCAUCGAGGCCCUGUUCGGCAGUGUUGAGGGCGGCGGCGGCAAGUACCAGAUGGACCCGGCCGAGUUCGCGUCCGGCGGAGGCAAGGUCGUGUCCGGGCUGGGCAUCGACCUCGCCACGCGGGACCGGGUCAAGGUGGCCGGGAGGCUAGUCGAGGGCGGUAUCACGACGGAGCCGGGCCCGCUCGGCGGCGGCGAGGACGGCGUCGCGCGCGCCGAGAUGGUGGUUCUCGUCGAAGAAGGCCUGGGUAACUGCCCAAAGUACCUCAACAAGAGGGACAUCCGCGCGGCGGUCCCCAAGCCGAAGCUGGUCUCCGACUCCCUCCCGCUCCCGAGCGAGGCCGUGGGGCUGCUGGACAAGGCGGACCUGUUCUUCCUGUCGACUGCUUCCGCAGAGGGCAGGACGAUGGACACUAACCACCGCGGCGGGCCGCCGGGCUUCGUGCGAAUCAUGCGCAACCACGCGGACGACGGCGUCGACCUCGUGUACCCGGAGUACUCGGGCAACCGCCUGUACCAGAGCCUGGGGAACAUGCACGUGCGGCCCCUGGUGGGGCUCUGCGUGCCGGACUUCGACACGGGGGACGUCCUGUACCUGACGGGCGGAACCACGAUCCUCGUCGGGGCCGACGCGAGCAGGGUCCUGCCGCGCACCAAGCUCGCCGUCAAGAUCCACGUCACCGCCGCCAGGUACGUCGCGAGGGGCCUGCCGUUCCGGGGCGGCGCCGCGGACUACAGCCCUUAUAACCCCCCGGUGCGGCGCCUCGCCGCCGAGAAGGACCCCGCCCUGGCCCCGGACACCGACGCCAGACCACCCGCGACAGCCACGCUCGUCAGCCGGGACAUGAUCACGCAGGCAGUCGCGAGGUUCACAUUCAAGCUGGAGACGUCGAGGCCGAUGCAGAGGUGGAGGCCCGGCCAGCACGUCACGCUCGACUUCGCGGCCGAGCUGGACGUGGGCUGGUCGCACAUGCGCGAGGACGACCCGGCGAGCCUGAACGACGACUUCGUGCGCACCUUCACCAUCUCCAACGCCGCCCCGUCGGGGAGCGGCGGCGGGGACGUGAUAAGCGACGGGGCAGAGCUCCAGAUCACGGCGAGGAGGCACGGCCCCGCGACGGCCUUGCUGUGGAAGCAGCCCCUGCGCGUCCCGCUGGAGCUGCCGGUCCUGGGCUUCGGCGGCUCCGAGGCGUUCCGGGUGCCACUCGGGAGCAAGAACGAUGAUGAUGAUGGCGGCGGCGGCGAGGGGACGGCAGCAGUGUUCGUCGCGGGCGGCGUUGGCAUCACGCCGGUCCUCGCGCAGGCGCCGGGCCUGCUCGCCUCGGGGACGGGCUUCUCCUUGCUGUGGAGCCUGCGCGCGGCCGACCUGCCUCUUGCGCUCGACUCGUUUGUCCGGUGCGAGGGCCUUGCUGGGCGGAGUCGGGUGUUUGUCAGUGGCGAGGCUGGCGCGCUGGAGGACGCAGCUGACCUCAUAUCAAAGAUCGAGAGUCUCGGCGCUGUGGUGAAAGGGGGCAGGCUGACUCGGGAUGAUGUGUUGCAACCUGGCCAGGCAGAGAGGAGAAAAUACUAUUGCUGCGCGGGGCCCGAGUUGCUGAGGCCACUUCUGGGGUGGUUGGAGGGUGAGGAGGUGGUCUACGAGAGCUUCGAGUAUUGA
This is a messenger RNA of Diaporthe amygdali, 1926 nucleotides long. Its product is annotated as oxidoreductase fad-binding domain-containing protein. Lineage: Eukaryota; Fungi; Ascomycota; Sordariomycetes; Diaporthales; Diaporthaceae. Gene Ontology annotation, molecular function: oxidoreductase activity. The coding region runs from base 1 to 1926 and encodes 641 amino acids. The transcript has a single exon. The record is from RefSeq and is a predicted model, not a curated record.